UCCUUUCCCGAACUUAAGGAAGGGUGAAGUGCUUGGGGUGGCUCUCCAGGUCCCGGAUGGUCGAGUGGGAGACGGAGAAGUUGGGGGGAGGCGGGCGUAAACAAGUUAGGGGGCAGCCCGCCAGCAGCCGCGCCCCUGGCACCCGCGGGCGGGGAGCACCACCAUGAGCAGGAGACAUUGAUCGUCCUUUCCCGGCUGCGCCGCCGCCUCUCAGGUGUCGGGGCUUUACGCAGCAGAUACACCGAACUCCAGCCUGAAAUUGAGGGUCCACAGGACGAGAAAAGAUGCGCGCGUCCAUCUGCCCACAGCUGAGGAUCUCAAACUGGAUCGGAGCCGCAGGGCCAGAGCCCAAAGUUGGAGACCUGAUUGAGAUUUUCCGCCCUUUCUACAGACACUGGGCCAUCUACGUUGGCGAUGGAUACGUGGUCCACCUGGCCCCCCCAAGCGAAGUUGCGGGAGCUGGUGUGGCCAGCAUCAUGUCCACCCUGACUGAGAAGGCCAUAGUGAAGAAGGAACUGCUGUAUGAUGUGGUGGGGAGAGACAAGUACCAGGUCAAUAACAAACAUGAUGACAAGUACUCACCGCUGCCUCCCAGCAAAAUCGUCCAACGGGCGGAGGGGCUGGUGGGGCAGGAGUUGCCCUAUUCGUUGCCCUCUGAGAACUGUGAGCACUUUGUGAAUGAGCUGCGCUAUGGAGUCGCCCGCAGUGACCAGGUCCGGGAUGCCAUUGUGGUGGCUGGCAUCGCAGGAGCCGGCUUGGCAGCCAUGGGCCUCAUUGGAGUCAUGUUCUCAAGAAACAAGCGGCAGAAGCAAUGAGUUGAAGGGCCCGUCCCAUCAGCAGUGACUUUGUCCAUUUAGGGGAUCUCGUUGCCCCAGAGGUUUUGAGGUUUGGUCUGUGGAUUUCAUUCUGUUUGAGAAUAAGGCUUAUUUUUACAGAGUAAAAUAAAACCCAACAAGGGAGCACUUUACUGGAGGAGACGCAGCAAGAACUGGCUGGUGUGAAGUGUGUGGAGGCGCAGCUGGGCUCUGGACCUGGCCACGCACGGUGGCGCCCUGGGCUUCGGCCCUUCUCUCUCCCUUUGGGUCUGUGGCUGUGUUCUUUGUCCUGCAGGAGCCAGUCCGGCUCCAGCUAUUUCAAGUCACGGGUGUUUCUGGUUGUGGGGAGACAGGGGAACGGCAAGGGAGACACGCGGGCCUGGCCGAUGGGCAAGAGCAGGACCCAUCAGACAACUCGGACCGUCGGCCUGGGACUAGAGCCGACACGGCUUCUCGGACUCCGCAGCUGCAGUCUGUGGCUGUUCGGUGGAGUCCACACCAAACCAAAGCAAACGUCUGCCAUGAGGAAAGUCAGUAAAGGCUCUUGCCCAUCUCGUGAAA
This is a messenger RNA of Zalophus californianus (California sea lion), 1376 nucleotides long. It is a transcript of the gene PLAAT3, whose product is annotated as phospholipase A and acyltransferase 3. The transcript is spliced from 6 exons. Gene Ontology annotation, molecular function: glycerophospholipid phospholipase A1 activity; A2-type glycerophospholipase activity. Gene Ontology annotation, biological process: N-acylphosphatidylethanolamine metabolic process. Gene Ontology annotation, cellular component: cytoplasm. The coding region runs from base 285 to 815 and encodes 176 amino acids. The record is from RefSeq and is a predicted model, not a curated record. NCBI's taxonomy places the organism in Eukaryota, Metazoa, Chordata, Mammalia, Carnivora, Otariidae.